Blumeria graminis f. sp. triticale is the source of this 1620-nucleotide messenger RNA. The record is from the annotation of a GenBank genome assembly. Lineage: Eukaryota; Fungi; Ascomycota; Leotiomycetes; Helotiales; Erysiphaceae.
AUGCUUCUCUCUAGGAGGGACCUGGAGUUUGUUCAGCGGAACCCCCUAAGGCCGAUUCUUGUAUCUUUUAUGAAUACAUUCAAGGUACCCGAUGAAGAAGACAAGCGUACUUCCAAAGAAAAAGAAGAAGAUGAUAAAUCCAAUAUCUCAGCAAUUUGUAAACUUCUUGUCGACUUGGCUAAUUAUGCCAUUGAAAAAAAUAUUGGAUCAGGCUUUGAGGUAGCCCUAGACGGACAACUUAUUUCUCUUUACUCCUGUCUUCGAGCCGAAAAAAUUAGAGCCAAAUUCUUUGAUCCAUUGACUCAAGCGAUUAAUAAUUACUGCAGUGAUACCGAAAUCUGGAAGACUGUCUUCCAACUUAUCAGUGACUAUUCUUGGUCAAAAGAAAUUCCUUCAAAAAUGAUUUUGCACUCCUUCUAUGGUUCACCCUUCAUACCACCAUCCGCAAAAUCAAUGCCGGAGAUAGAUAGCGAUGAUAGUAAUCGAGAUUUUUUAUACGACAUAGAUGAUUCUGACAAAUGGAAAGUUUUGAAAAGAUUGAUGAAACCGGAAUUGAGCGAGACGACAUUUGAAAAUGUCGGUGGCUUUUGGAAAAAGUACUUUGAAGAUAAGGAAUGGGUGGAACGAUGCACACUUGUCUUCAAUGCUCUAAAUCAGACUCACUCUGGCUGUAUUGUACCUCAAUAUCCCGAUAUGCUCAAUGAAACUACUUUCUGGAUGUGGUUAGAGACACUUCAAACCCACUUUUUAGACCAGUGUCCAGACUCUCCAGUUAAAGUUGUAACAGGCGAUCCUGAAGUCCCAGAGCAAGAGCAGCCAAAUAUCUCGCGAUGUAAAUAUAAUCGAUUAAAGAAGUCAGGAGAAAAACGAUAUGACGAAACUCGGUGGCAAUUGGACAUUUUCUCCAAGUUUCGCCACGUGCCCGAGGAUCGGAUUCACCACUGGAAAGACGUGCUGGUAGUGGGCGUGGUGACUAGCUUAGACAUAACCAAAGUCUGGAACAGAAUGUACCUGCGGCUCGCUGUCUAUAUGCGAGAAAUACUACUGACACAGCAUUUGCGCAAGUCUGUCCAUGGAUUUAUGUUAUUUGGCACACAACUACAGCUGUGGGUGUUUGAUCAUUCCGGCAGCUUCAGCUCUGAUACUAUUGAUAUAACGAAAGAGCCAGAACGUUUCAUUCGCGCAAUUGUCGGCUACACGUUUAUGAAUGAUGGAGAGCUUGGGCUUGACCAAUCCCUAAGGCGAGAUGGUGAACGGACUUUUGUCACGAUUAAGGAUGCGUACACUGGAGAGGAUAAAGAGGUGGAGCUUGAUCCUGCGCCCAUUACAAUGCGGCAAGCAAAUGACAUGCAUGGUAACGUUUGCUUCAAAGCAGUUGACGGGUCAUGCAUGGUGAAGUUUGCGUGGAAAACGGUGACUGAUGGGCCAUCUGAAGUCGAUAAGCUUCGAGCACUUCAGCAUAUACAGGGUAUACCAAAGCUAAUAGGGUCAGCCGAAGGCACUACUACUUCUCAGCUCCGAAGUGGGCUAAAAUUUACGACGGACAUGGCAAAGAAGAUCAAAGAGGAGAGGCGGGAAUCGGAUUCAGAUCGCGAUUGGGACGAAGACUACGAUUCAUGA